UUGAGAUGUAAACAAUAACACUUAUUUAGCUACAACCCCUAAUGUUUGGGAAAAUAAAUUUCUCUGACACUCUUUUUCGGCACGAAUGCAUUGUAAACAUGGAAACCAUUGUAGUAGUUACGCAUUUGACUACCAUGCUUGCUAUUGAUUAUCAAAGUCCUUAUAUUGGAGAAAUUUAAUUCAGUAGUUGUGUGGCUAACAUACGAUGUCUAAUCAUUUCUAUAAUGAAAUCUGGUUUCAAACCCAGCAAGAAUUGGAAGGAUUGGCAAUAUCCGAUAUUGAUCAGCAAGCUCGCGAACCAACUACAGAAAGGACAACACUUCAAACUUCAAUUUAUGAAUUGUAUCUUAAGUACAUUUCUAUUGCUAAUAGACUGGAAGAUGUCUAUGACAAAAUGAUACAUCCACAGAAGCGUCUUUUAAUAAGGCGUGUCCUUGACUCCUGUUUGGGACGUGUCAUAGAAUUAAAACAUGAUCUCGUCAAUAUUGACAUGAUGGAGUUCAGUUAUAAUGAUGAAGUAAUGGAGAAACUUAAACUUAUACCCCAAGAUACAGAACUUCAUAUUCCAAGGUACUUUCAUCGUGAGAGACAGCAGGAAAUUCAAUUCCGAAAAAGUGUAAUGGAUGAAAUAUUGAUUAAGUUGGGUUGGCUUGAAGAGAACCCACAGGAAGAAAAGCUAACCGAAAUUGAAGCAAUUCGUUUGAUUCAAAUUCAUGAACGUGCUCGACAGGGUCGUUUGCGAGCGCAUUUUAUGAAAGAAAUUCGACUGCUCAAAGAGAAAAGUAAAUCGGAAAAUGUUCAAGAACGAACAGAUUCGGGUCUUUUGGCAGCAAUGAGAAUACAGAAAAUGUGGCGUGGUCAUACGGCUCGUAGAAUAACCCGCCGCAAAAAAGUAGAGGAAAUGAUUUUGAUCGGUAUGAUUCCGCCACCAAAAAAGAAAUCUGAAGCAAGGGAACAAAUGAAUCAGAUGUUCCUUGAACGUUACAAAACUCAAGAAGAAUUUCGAAAAGAAUAUGAAAAGGCAGUAGUUCAAAUACGUGAAGAAAUAAGAACAAAGCAAGGCCCAGUUUUAAUCGAUGACAUCGCAGAUGAAAUCAGAUUGUGGAUAAAAGAUUGUUAUGAUAAAACUGGAAAACUCCCUGAUUUUCCAUCUGAGGAGAAUGGAGGAUCUUUGCAUAUUUUCAGUAGAGCAGGAACUGAAAGUGAAAUUAGUCGAUCAUCAGCACGAUCAUCAAAAGAAUCUAGAAAAACAAAAGAUAAAUCGAAAUCACCCGCUAGAAGUGGGGAUUUAAAUGUAACUGAAACCCCCGAUGGAUUAUACCAUCAAAGUCAAUCGAUGUUUUUGGGUGAUUUAAAAAGUGAAAUUGAUGAGUUCGGUGAAGUAUGGAAAGAAAACGAUGAAAUGGACAAUCUCCAUCAAAAGCACAACGAAGAAAUGAUUUAUGCUGAAAAGUAUGCCGAAGUUGAACUUGAAUUUCGUAAGAUUGUUGACGAAUUGAUGAGACAGGAAUUAGAUCUUCUGCAGACUGCAGUUGGUAAAAAAGCAAAGAAAAGUAGCAAGAAAACUAGACGUUCAGGAAAGAAAAGCAAAAAGAAGAAAGAAAAAGAUCUUACUCCAGAUCGAACUACAGAAUCUCUUUUCGAAGAGCUUGUAACUAAUGGUAUAAUUCGAAAGUAUCCAGAUACUCCUCUUAGUGCUUUCUUAGGAGACAAGUCCUACACCGCUCGUAGCGGCCUCAAUCCUUCGGCUGGUGAUGUGCGUCAAGUAUUGAUUGAAUAUUGUAUUUUGCCAUUAGGUUCGCAGACAAUUCGAAAUUCUUGUCCGUGUAUUCGUUCGUUGUUGUUGGCUGGUCCCAAAGGAAGUGGCAAACGAACACUUUUACAUGCUAUAUGCACAGAGGUUGGAGCUAUUUUGUUUGAUUUGACACCUGCAAAUAUUGUUGGAAAAUACCCAGGCAAAUCAGGUCUUAUAAUGUUAAUACACUUGGUUUUAAAAGUUUCGCGGCUUUUACAGCCGGCAGUUAUUUAUAUGGGUGAUGCUGAAAGACCAUUUAUGAAAAAAAUACCAAAAACUGAUAGAAGUGAUCCGAAACGUUUGAAAAAGGAUUUGUCCAAAUUAAUAAAAAAUAUAGCUCCUGAGGAUCGAGUUAUUUUUAUUGGGACAUCCAACUUACCCUGGGAAGCUGAUCAGAAGCUUCUUCAGCAGACUUAUAAUCGUUUUAUCUACAUUCCAAGGCCAGAUUAUGGAGCUCUGUCAUUCGCUUGGAAAAUGCUUCUGGAUGAGCAUAGCGGAGGUGCAUGUCAACUUGAUUGUAGUGUUAUGGCAAAGAUCUCUGAUGGGUACACAAUUGGUUCCGUGAAUGCAUGUAUACAAGAGGUUUUAACAUGCAAAAGAAAGCUUCAGAUGCGUUCACAGCCGUUAACACACAUAGAACUCAUAAAUUCCCUUUGUACCAAAGAUCCAGUGUAUUGUGAGGAAGAAGAAGCUUUUGAGACAUGGUGGUCUAAGACUCCAUUGGGUAGAAGAAAACAACGUGCAUUGGAUGAAGAGGAAGAAGCAAAAAUGGAAGAACAAGUCCAAGCUGCUAAACAAGGAAAUGGUACACGAAAAAAGAAAAAUUGA
Molecule: messenger RNA, 2623 nt
Organism: Episyrphus balteatus (marmalade hoverfly)
Lineage: Eukaryota; Metazoa; Arthropoda; Insecta; Diptera; Syrphidae
Product: dynein regulatory complex protein 11
Exons: 7
Coding region: 206-2623 (805 amino acids)
Molecular function (GO): ATP hydrolysis activity; protein binding; ATP binding
Source: RefSeq, a predicted model, not a curated record